Molecule: messenger RNA, 801 nt
Organism: Lichtheimia ornata
Lineage: Eukaryota; Fungi; Mucoromycota; Mucoromycetes; Mucorales; Lichtheimiaceae
Exons: 2
Coding region: 1-801 (266 amino acids)
Biological process (GO): regulation of transcription by RNA polymerase II
Cellular component (GO): PcG protein complex; transcription regulator complex
Molecular function (GO): DNA-binding transcription factor activity, RNA polymerase II-specific; RNA polymerase II cis-regulatory region sequence-specific DNA binding
Source: RefSeq, a predicted model, not a curated record
AUGGACACAGAACGUGUUUCAUUGCCACCCAUACAAUCCAUGCUCGAUGGACCGAAUAUAGCAUCCAACAAACCAAAAGAAGCCGUUGUUUUCAACACUACCAUCAAACAAACAUCUCCAUCUCCACCGCCAUCUCCAUUAUCGCCUUCUGCUGCUACGACCAACGAGGAGAAGAGUAUACCACAACGACGACGGCAGCUGCAUCAUCAACGUCAAUCUUCUUCGCCUGUGUUUUCAGUGGAUCGUCCUCCACUGACACACAUUACAACUACUACUACUACACAUAGCAUCACCACACAAGACAACAACAAUCAUCAUCAUCAUCGUUCAGCACGCCCACCUGCUGCUGUUGCUCGACAUCAUUAUCAUCAUCAUCGACGUGCAUACUCUACUGAAUCAUUCCUCGAUAAUACUACAUCCACCACAACACCCAUGUACAACAAGAAACCUGUAACCACGGCAACAGUGAUGAUGGAGUCCCAUGACCCCCAGCAACAGCAAAAUCAUCGUUAUCGAUGUCCGAUGUGUCCCAAGACCUUUUCACGACCAUCAUCACUACGAGUACACAUUUACUCUCACACGGGUGAGAAACCGCAUGCAUGUCCUCAUCCUGGUUGUGGACGUCGUUUCAGUGUGCAAAGCAACAUGCGGCGUCAUUUACGAGUCCAUUAUUGUUCUUCUUUUUCCGAUGAUCAGCAGCAACAGCAGCACCAGGAUCCAGAAGUGGAAAGAGCUUUGCAACCUAAAGGGGGUGCAGCUGUGGACCCCAUUCCUUCUCUUAUCCCUUCAUCCGAGCCAUAA